Messenger RNA from Papilio polytes (common Mormon), 1992 nucleotides. RefSeq names its product FGGY carbohydrate kinase domain-containing protein. NCBI's taxonomy places the organism in Eukaryota, Metazoa, Arthropoda, Insecta, Lepidoptera, Papilionidae. The transcript has 5 exons. Gene Ontology annotation, molecular function: kinase activity; phosphotransferase activity, alcohol group as acceptor. The coding region runs from base 221 to 1852 and encodes 543 amino acids. The record is from RefSeq and is a predicted model, not a curated record. Gene Ontology annotation, biological process: carbohydrate metabolic process.
UUGUCUUUCUUAGAUCUCUGUAAAUAAAAUUAAGUUUAAGUGAAGAGCAAGGGAAACAAGGUUAUCUUAUUAGAAGCAUGCACAGCAUCAUUUAUUCACUAUCUUUUUCUUUUAUCACGGCAUCAAGGUCAACAUUUAUUAUGUUUAUCAAGCGGUUAUAAUAAUAUUGCUUUAAGAUAACUUUGACGCUCCCAGUAUUUUAUUAAUACAAGAUUAGGACAUGAGCAGUCAAUCAUUUUUCAUUGGCGUGGAUGUGGGAUCAGGCAGUGCUAGGGCGGCUCUCGUCGAUCAAAAUGGACACAUACUGCGCACAUCAGUUAAGGAACUUCGAACAUGGAAGCCAGAACCCGACUUUUACGAACAGUCCUCCAACGAUAUAUGGCACUGCUGUGAAUUUGUUAUAAAUGAAGUUACCAGAAAUGUGAAUGCAGAAGAUAUCAAAGGUAUUGGUUUUGAUGCUACAUGUUCUUUAGUGGCAUUGGAUAAAAAUGGUAAUCCAUUAGCAGUAAGCAAUUCUUAUAACAAUGAACAGAAUGUAAUUAUGUGGAUGGACCACAGGGCUUACUCUGAAGCAGAUUUUAUAAACAAAACAGGUCAUGAGAUCCUAAAGUAUGUGGGUGGCAAGGUUAGCUUGGAAAUGGAAAUGCCAAAGUUGCUGUGGUUGAAAAAAAACUUACCAAGCAAGUGGUCUGAUUAUGGAUAUUUUUUUGAUUUACCAGACUUUCUUACUUGGAAAGCAACUGGAUCUGAUAGUCGGUCACUUUGUUCUCUUGUUUGCAAAUGGAACUAUGAAUGCUCUAUUAAUGGUCAACAAGGAUGGAAUAAAGAUUUUCUUCGAAAUAUUGGAUUAGAUGAUUUGGCUGCAUUUGGGUUUAAAAAGAUUGGGAGUAAAGUUUUGAUGCCUGGUGAGAAGUGUGGUGGAUUGCAGAGUGAUGUUGCAAGAUCUCUUGGUCUUAGUCCAGGUACCCCAGUAGCAACUUCUAUUAUUGAUGCUCAUGCUGGUGGUCUUGGUAUGAUUGGUACAAAUGGGGAGGGUAUUGCAAAGGAGAUGUCGAGUAGACUUAGCUUGAUAUGUGGUACCUCUACAUGUCAUAUGGCUGUUAAUAAAAAGCCAAUACUAGUGCAGGGUAUAUGGGGUCCAUACUUUAGUGCAAUGGUACCUAAUUUGUGGUUAAAUGAAGCUGGCCAAAGUGCUUCCGGCAUGCUUUUAGACUAUGUUAUAUCAAGUCAUCCGGCAGGAAUUCAAUUGUUGAAAAAACAUUCAACUGGAGAGGUUCGUACUCACUUAAGGCAGUUGUUAUCAAAAAUGACUAAAGAGAAAGGUUUAAAUGAUGUAAGUUUACUAAGUAAAGAUUUCCACAUAUGGCCAGACUAUCAUGGUAACCGAUCACCAUUGGCUGAUCCAUCUAUGAAAGGGAUGAUUUGUGGACUCACCAUAAACAAUAGCGAGGAGAACCUCGCUUUACUCUACCUGGCAACAUUACAAGCUUUAUCGUAUGGUACGCGACAUAUAAUCGAAGCAUUGGUGGAAGCGGGUUAUGAACCAUUCAAAUCAUUGCUCGUCUGCGGGGGACUAGCAAAGGAUCCCCUGUUUGUGCAAAUUCAAGCCGAUGUUAUGUCAUUGCCUGUGCUAAAGCCACACGAAUCUGAAUCAGUAUUACUUGGCUCUGCCAUCCUCGGUGCGUGUGCAUCGCAAUACUUUAACAACGUCCAAGCAGCCAUAGAAAGUAUGGGAGGUAAUGCGGAUGUCGUCCCUCCAAAUCUUAAUACUAAAGCAUUCCAUGACAAAAAGUAUAAAGUCUUUCUUAGAAUGUUCCAGGAUCAGUUAAAAUAUAGAGCUAUUAUGAAUUAGCAGAUUUAUAUCUAUAAAGAAAUGUAAAUAGAAUUAAAUUAUUCAUUUAAAUCUUUCCAGUUUAACUUGGGUUCAUAUACAGGGAUUAGGACAUAUUUUUUAAGUUUUUUUUUAAUUAAACAUGUUUUGAUUUAAAUAUA